AUGAGCGACUCGGCGAAUAAAGGCCAGCCUGUCCCCGUGCCUGUGCCAGACUCUGCCCGCUCGAUUUCCCAGGGGACCCUUACCAUGGAUACUGUCAUGGAAGCGCCGAUAGAUGGCCAUUCGGAAUGUGGCAGCAUGCGUAUCAGCGAGUCUGAGCUACGGUAUGUAGGCGGUGAUCACUGGGCUGCGAUUCUCGAUGGAAUCGCGGAUUGA
Molecule: messenger RNA, 213 nt
Organism: Penicillium crustosum
Lineage: Eukaryota; Fungi; Ascomycota; Eurotiomycetes; Eurotiales; Aspergillaceae
Exons: 1
Coding region: 1-213 (70 amino acids)
Source: RefSeq, a predicted model, not a curated record